AUUAUUGGAGAUGCUUUGACAUAAAGAAAAGAAAAAUAGAGCCAUUUCCUAAACGUUAUGGUUUGGGGCGUUUUUCUUGCCGAUUAACAACCUCUCUCCGGCGAGAAAACCACCUCCAAAUGGUGUUGGUACUCUUCAUUAAGAGUCGGGACCAGCCGGAGAAGCAACGCCUACAGUGCAUGACGUUUCAUAAUCAUAACAAAUCUCCACAAAAUCGAAGAGGGAAAAGAUUUCUAUCUUGGAACUGCUGGUUGAUGUGUGCACCUGACUACUAAGUUUGCUAAGAUUCAUCACAAGAGUUGAAUCUUUUAAAGUAUGUGGCUUUGUUGUAUGUAUUUAUGUUCUUGUGUGCAGAACCAAACGAGGCAAAUCUUGAACUUGAACCAUGGUUAGCUUAAAGUUUGUCAAGAUUAUUAAGAAUGAACAUUCAAAGAUACAACUGGCUCUUCCACAAAAGUUUGGAAUGCUUUUUGGAGAUUCACUGGCCAGUAGUGUGUCUCUUGUUCUUCCAUGUGGCCAUACAUGGAAGAUUGGGUUGAUUAAACAAAAUGACAACAUAAUCCUUCAAAAGGAUUGGCAAAAAUUUAUUCAACAUUAUGGGAUAAAUAGGCAGCUACUAAUAUUUGAUUAUAGAGGGAAUUCAAAUUUUGAUGUUUUCAUAACUGAUGAUAGUUUGUGCGAGAUUGAUUACACUCACUUUCCUUUCUAUUCUGAUGAGAAGAAGAAUGGUAAAUCACCUGUGAUUAAUUUAACAUCAAGUGAGGAGUGCUCUUCUAACUCAGAUUACAAAGGCAAAUCCAUGGUUAGUGAAGAAAGUGAAGAUGAGACAACUAGAAAGAUGAAGAGGAGGAAUGAAGGGGCAUAUAAUACAUACAGAGAUACUAAAGCUUACAAACAAGCUAGCCAAUUCUAUACAAACAAUCCAUCAUUCAAAAGAAUUAUAAGAGCAAACAACAAUCGUCAGUAUAAUCUGCGUCUACCAGAUAGUUUCGUUACGAAUCAUGUUGGAUCAAAGACUCAGAUGGUAUCUCUUGAAGUUGGGAGUAGGAAAUGGGAUGUGAAACUUCUAAAAUGCAAGGAUAGCUUCUUUUUUACCAAAGGUUGGGCUGCGUUUCUUGAGGCCAACUCUCUAAACACAGGAGAUGCAUGCGUUUUCGAGUUUCAGCCUAGGGAGCCAACCUCGCUCAAAGUCUCCAUCAUUAAAAAAUAAUGUAGUUUAGUUCUUAAUGAUGAUGAUACUUAUAUUCAGUUUCUCUUAGUCUAAUCUUCUAAGUCUAACUUUAGCCUUUGUUUGUUACCAAUUUGAACAUGUUUUUGUUGAAGAGGGUUCUGUUUAGAGAUUUUAUAUAUAGCCUUCUUUCUUUGUUGUUGAAGUGCACUGUAGCUACAACUGCAUAUGUGGUGAUGAAAUGAUGCUAUGUUGGGGAAGUUUUUCAAUUGUAACCCCAAAUUUGAAGUCAAGUUGGAGUUGCUCUUAUCAACAUUAUUAUCAAGGAAGUACUACUCUAUAACUCCAAAAACCAAAUUGUAACCUAAAAAUAAAAAUACAAAAAGUUGUCACUAA
Molecule: messenger RNA, 1564 nt
Organism: Cannabis sativa
Lineage: Eukaryota; Viridiplantae; Streptophyta; Magnoliopsida; Rosales; Cannabaceae
Product: B3 domain-containing transcription factor VRN1
Exons: 6
Coding region: 386-1210 (274 amino acids)
Molecular function (GO): DNA binding
Source: RefSeq, a predicted model, not a curated record